CGCUCCUAAUUGCCCUCCAAUCUCCAGGAAGCAAUUCCCCUUCCGCAUUCCCUCUCUCAUUUCUGUUAUAGCCUCUAGACUCUUCCAAAGACCCAAUUCUUUUGCAACGUUUUUUAUUUUGUAGGGUUACCUCAUGUACACAACCAAGAAGAAGCUUGAGUGCAUCACUCAUUUCAAUGAAAUGAUUCCUUCUACACAUUUGCUACCAUCGAAAUUCUGGGAGAUUUUUUAUGAAUCAAAGCUGUUAGGUCAUCUGGGAUGCAGCGGGCUAGCGAUGCCGGUCGAGAUUGUCCUAUUCUGUGGAGUACGCUUAUUCUUGGAAGUCACGAGGCGUCCAUCAACCAGCCCCGCUCUCCAUUGCCUAGGGCGACUUCUAUUUUCAGUGAAUCUUGAUGGGAUAAAUUUGAAGGGCCGUUUUGUCCAUCUGUCAAUUUGUUCAGAAUAUACUAAACCAUGGCUUAUCAAUCGUCCAUGAGAGAAACUGAUGUUUCCACUUUCAGACAAAGGUACUAUCACAUACAAAUUGAGAUAGCCUUUGGUGUUCCGUGAAGUGUAAACGUUUCAUGCAUCAGGCAAACAAUUAAUACUGAUGAGAGUUUAAGCCUUGAGGGAAGAUUGUGAUGCACCAAUGAUGUUACCACAUUGAAGUUCUUUAAAUCAAAGAAGAUUGAAGAAAGAGAGUUGUAGUUGAUGGAUAUUUUGGUGUUACGUUAAAGGAGGAAAAAAUUGUGAUGCUUAUUGUUGUCAAAUUUAUGUUAUUUUUAAACAGGACAUGUUGUUGGAUACUUUUUAAAAUUCAUAUGAUUUUGAUUGUAUAAGUACUAAUGUAUUAGAGGUCUUGGUAUAUCAUCGUAAUUUAUGUCGUAAAAUCUUAUAAAGUGUGUUGCUUA
Molecule: messenger RNA, 890 nt
Organism: Cuscuta europaea
Lineage: Eukaryota; Viridiplantae; Streptophyta; Magnoliopsida; Solanales; Convolvulaceae
Source: the annotation of a GenBank genome assembly